GGUUGUCGAUGAUGUACAGGUGGAGAAGGGUGUACGGUGUAAAGGGGACAAAUCAGACUCCCCGCUCGGAUGAUGUAACCCUCUUUGCCCCAUUGCAGAGGCGCGGGAAUGCGUGAACUGCGGAGCGACUACCACACCGCUGUGGCGCCGGGACGGCACUGGACACUACCUGUGCAACGCCUGCGGGCUCUAUCACAAGAUGAACGGCCAGAACCGCCCCCUCAUCCGGCCCAAGAAGCGAAUGAUCGUGAGCAAGCGGGCAGGGACGCAGUGCGCCAACUGUCACACCAGCACCACCACCCUGUGGAGACGCAACAUCAGUGGAGAACCGGUCUGCAACGCCUGCGGGCUGUACUACAAGCUGCACAACGUGAACCGCCCUUUGGCCAUGAAGAAGGAUGGGAUUCAGACCCGGAACAGGAAGGUCUCCAACAAGUCAAAGAAGGGCCGGAAGGUGCCCGAGGCAUUCGGCGAACUGCCCAAGGACUUCAGCGAGGAGCCACGCACCCUGGCCCUGGGCUCCCCAGCCUUCUCCAUGCCCUACAGCCACUCCCCCCACUUUGUUUCCCCCUCUGCCCUACACCCUCAGUCCAGCCUCACCUACACCACCAGCAUUUCCACCAGCAUGGUGUCUGCCCUCAGUUAAGGGCCCCCUCCACUUCCCUGUUGUCAACCCUGCCUCCCCCCAGCCUCAUCCAUUGGGAUCCAACCAGCUCGCCCCACUUCCCAGAUCCCUGUACAUACAUCCCUACCUUCUCCCUCCUCCAGCUCUCAACAUCAUCCAUAAGACAGGAGCAGAAUUAGGCCAUUUGGCCCAUCGAGUCUGCUCUGCCAUUUCAUCAUGGCUGAUUUAUUAUCCCUCUCAGCCCCAUUCUCCUGCCUUCUCCCCGUAACAUUCGAUCCCCUAUCUAAUCAACAACCCCUCAACCUCCGCUUUGAAUAUACCCGAGGACUUGGUCUCCACGGUCGUCUGUGUCAACAAAUUCCACAGAUUCACCUCCCUCUGGCUGAAGGAAUUCCUCCUCAUCUCUGUUGUGAAUGGACGUCCCUCUAUUCCAAGCCUGCGCCCUCUGAUCCUAGACUCCCCCACUACAGGACACAUUUCCACAUCCACUCUGUCUAGGCCUUUCAAUAUUUGACAGGUUUCAAUGAGAUCACCCCUCAUUUUUCUAAACUCUAUUGAGUACCUGGAGCUAUCAAGCAAUCUUCAUACAUUCACCCUUUGGUCAUCGCUCCUGCAGAGGGAGGCUCCCCCGGAUGAGAUGGCAGUUCUAAACCUUCUCCCGCCCACCCCACGAGGGUGUCCCUGGUUUCUCCACUGCCCUCCCCCACCUCAGGGUACCUGGCUUCGAAGUUCCCUCAGGGUCCAGAGCCCCCACCUGCCUUGGGAUGUGGAGGCGGUUGUAGUUGGCUCCUCCCUGUCCUGAAUUCUGGAGCGACCACCGCUGAGCCUCCUGUCUAUCUGCUUCUCCUUCCUUCCACACUUGCUUCCUCCUUUACCACAGCCAUCAGUCCGUUUGCACCGUCGGUCCAAUCCGCCCGCCCUCCC
This is a messenger RNA of Hypanus sabinus (Atlantic stingray), 1549 nucleotides long. Its product is annotated as trans-acting T-cell-specific transcription factor GATA-3-like. The transcript has 3 exons. Bases 200 to 646 code for a protein of 148 amino acids. Gene Ontology annotation, molecular function: zinc ion binding; DNA-binding transcription factor activity, RNA polymerase II-specific; RNA polymerase II cis-regulatory region sequence-specific DNA binding. The record is from RefSeq and is a predicted model, not a curated record. Gene Ontology annotation, biological process: negative regulation of transcription by RNA polymerase II; cell fate commitment; positive regulation of transcription by RNA polymerase II. Lineage: Eukaryota; Metazoa; Chordata; Chondrichthyes; Myliobatiformes; Dasyatidae.